This is a messenger RNA of Aspergillus affinis, 1350 nucleotides long. Its product is annotated as putative lipase 2 precursor. Lineage: Eukaryota; Fungi; Ascomycota; Eurotiomycetes; Eurotiales; Aspergillaceae. The transcript is spliced from 2 exons. Gene Ontology annotation, biological process: lipid catabolic process. Gene Ontology annotation, molecular function: triacylglycerol lipase activity. Bases 1 to 1350 code for a protein of 449 amino acids. The record is from RefSeq and is a predicted model, not a curated record.
AUGUGGACGCUCCUCGCACUCGGAUUCCUCGCGAGCCUUAUAUCGCAAGCCAUUUGUCAAAACGCUAUUCCCCCUUCGCAAGAUAUCUGGUAUACUCCGCCAAUCGACAUCGACAGUUACAAGCCGGGAGAGAUAAUUCGCACGCGCCAGGUCUCGAAUCGAUUGCAGUCAUUACUGUCUCUGCCGGUCGACGUCUCGGUCGAGUCGGUUCACCAGUAUAUGUUCCGCACGACUGAUAGUCUGGAUAAUGCAGCCGCCGCAGUGACUACCCUGAUGGUGCCGUUUAAUUCAGAUCCCAUGAAACUACUCGUCUACCAAACCGCCUACGACACCUCCAACGCGGACUGCAGUCCGUCAUAUACACUGCGGUACCGAUCUUCGCUGGACGGAACAACAUCAUUGAUCAACAGCACCGCACCAAGUGACAUGCCACUUCUAGCCGCAGCCCUCAACCAAGGCUGGUGGGUCCUCACAACCGACUACGAAGGCCUCGACGGCCACUACGUCGCAGGCGUCGAAUCCGGCCGCAGCACCCUCGACUCCGUCCGUGCUGCCCUCACCGAAGGUCAGAAAAUCGGCCUGUCGCCUGACGUCCGCUACGCGAUGGCCGGGUACUCAGGGGGCGCGCUGGCCUGCGGAUGGGCGGCCGAGUUACAGCCGUCAUACGCGCCGGAACUCGAGUUCGCAGGUGCCGCGUUAGGCGGGACCAUUGCGAACGUAAGUUCCGCGUUACGGCUCAUCCAUGAGAGUCCGUUCGUGGGGCUUGCGUUUCAGGGCAUUCACGGGUUGGGGAAGGCGUAUCCGAACUUGACGGAGUGGUUAGAUGAGAACUUGCUGCCCGAGAAGAAGGAGGAGUUUUAUUACAUUGCGAGGGCGUGUACGGUUGCGGAGACGGCGGAGAGGGCUAGGGGGCAGGAUAUUUUUUCGUUUUUUGAGGGAGGCGAGGAUGCGAUUAGCGAGGAUGUUCCGGCGUCGGUGCUAAUGUGGGCCGGGUUGAUGGGGGUGAAAGGGACGCCAAGAAUGCCCAUGUUGGUGUAUAAGGCUGUCAAGGAUGAGAUUAGUGCUGGGGAGGAUACGGACGAGUUGAUUGAUAAAUAUUGUGCGGAUGGGGCGACUAUUGAGUAUCAUCGGGACUUGGUGGGAGGGCAUAUCACGGAGGCGAUUACGGGGUCGGCGAGCGCGUUGAAUUGGUUAUCGGAGAGGUUGGAUGGGAAGAAGGUGCAACAUGAGGGAUCGUGCGUGAGACGGAAUGUGGUGCUCACGGAUCUGGAUAGAGGCACAAUUGCCUAUUUUGGGGAGGAGGUGUUUUCUUUGUUGAAAACGUUUCUAGGAGGAAUGCUGGGGAAGUAG